This is a messenger RNA of Austrofundulus limnaeus, 1216 nucleotides long. It is a transcript of the gene flot1b, whose product is annotated as flotillin 1b. The record is from RefSeq and is a predicted model, not a curated record. Gene Ontology annotation, cellular component: flotillin complex; cytoplasmic vesicle; plasma membrane. Gene Ontology annotation, biological process: positive regulation of endocytosis; protein kinase C signaling; protein localization to plasma membrane. Gene Ontology annotation, molecular function: protease binding. NCBI's taxonomy places the organism in Eukaryota, Metazoa, Chordata, Actinopteri, Cyprinodontiformes, Rivulidae.
CGGAUGUGAACAGAUCAGUGAAAGUGGGCGUUGACCAACAAGCACUUCCCCSUCAACAACAGAUUCCAAUCGACGGCUCGACGUACAACUGGAAACCUAUUUCAUUCCACCCUGAACAGGAAUCAAGAUGUUUUAUACAUGUGGACCCAACGAAGCCAUGGUGGUGUCUGGGUGUGGCCGCUCUCCACCUUUAAUGAUCGCUGGAGGAAGAGUGUUUGUCAUCCCCUGUAUACAGAAGCUCCAGAGAAUUACCCUCAACACAAUGACUCUAAAUGUGAAGAGUGACAAAGUUUACACCCGUCAUGGCGUCCCCAUCUCUGUCACUGGAAUUGCACAGGUGAAAAUUCAGGGUCAGAACAAGGAGAUGUUAGCUAACGCCUGUCAGAUGUUCAUGGGUAAAUCCGAGGCAGAGAUUGCUCAGAUUGCGCUCGAGACGCUGGAGGGCCAUCAGAGAGCCAUCAUUGCUCAUUUAACCGUGGAGGAGAUCUACCAGGACCGCAAGAAGUUCUCCGAACAGGUCUUUAAAGUGGCCUCCUCAGACCUGGUCAACAUGGGGAUCGGUGUUGUGAGCUACACGCUCAAAGAUGUUCAUGAUGAUCAGGAUUAUCUUCACUCGCUGGGUAAAGCUCGUACCGCUCAGGUCCAGAGGGAUGCCAGGAUCGGAGAGGCUCAAUAUAAACGKGAUUCUGUUAUGAAGGAGGCCCACGCCAUGCAGGAGAAGGUGUCUGCUCAGUACAAGAAUGAGAUAGARAUGGCGAAAGCACAGAGAGAUUACGAGCUGCAGAAAGCAGCGUACGAUGCCGAGGUCAACACCAAGAAGGCCGAGUCAGAAAUGGCCUACCAGCUUCAGGUGGCGAAGACCAAGCAGCGCAUCGAGGAGGAGAAGAUGCAGGUCCAGGUGGUGGAGCGCACGCAGCAGAUCACUCUGCAGGACCAGGAGAUCAUCCGCAAAGAGAAAGAGCUCGAGGCUAAAGUCAAGAAGCCUGCCGAGGCUGAGAGAUACCGCCUGGAGAGGCUGGCCGAGGCUCAGCGCCUGCAGCUCAUCAUGGAGGCUGAAGCUGAGGCAGAGUCCAUCAAAAUGAAAGGAGAGGCYGAAGCUUUUGCUCUGGAGGCUAAAGGUCGCGCUGAGGCCGAGCAGAUGGCUAAAAAGGCUGAUGCCUUUAAGCAGUACAAAGAUGGAGCCAUGGUGGAUAUGCUGCUGGAGAAAAUACCACUG